Pimephales promelas (fathead minnow) is the source of this 3578-nucleotide messenger RNA. The record is from RefSeq and is a predicted model, not a curated record. Lineage: Eukaryota; Metazoa; Chordata; Actinopteri; Cypriniformes; Leuciscidae.
AUGCUUUGCACCACUGCAGGCUCGAGAGGCCCUGCUCCUGCUCCUGCUCCCGCUCCUGCCCCCUAUCCUGCUCCUCCAGCAUUGUGGACCCCUGGCCAGGUGUCCCAGUCGCCUGCAGAGCUUCCUGUCCACUGGAAAGAGCAACUCCCAUCUUUCCAGCAGGACUGGAUCAGGAAGACUCUGUUCAGGGCCAACGUAAAAACAGGGAAGCCUGAGCUGGUGCCACAUCCCAACUUCUGGUGGUACCCUCCCCAGCCCCCGACCGUCUUCACCCAGCCCCCUACUUCUCCUGAUAUUUUCUUCUGCCGCCCUCUGUUCCUCUGGAUGCCGCUGAAGAUGUGGUCCAUUCCACUUGUCUGUGUCCAGCCAGCCUGCAAUAACCACAAGCUGACAGCUGCUGGCCUUUAUCGCACUGUGCGCAAGGUCCUGGACAUAGACGGGUGGUAUGACAUGGCCACAGAGUAUCUGGAGUGCAAAGGGUGCAAGAAGAAGUAUCCAGCCUGGUCUGAAGACAUCCUGGGACAGCUCGACAUGGGACACCGCAGAAAAUUCCCCGCCAUUCUGACAUACAGGUACUCGUGUGACUACCGUGUAGUCAUAAUGAUGCGGGAGAGGACCCGGGGGAACAGUGUCACACAGCUUUUCAAAAAGCUGCAGGAGCUGCACACCUCAGCGUGGUCACAGCGGACGCUGGAGUACCUCACUGUCUGUGAGCCCUUCACAGACUCCUCCAUUGUUGAGCCUCCACUCUUUUCUGCGCCCCCGCCCCUCCCACCCAUCCCCAAACCCAAGUGGCUGUUGUCUGUGUAUGCCAGGGACGUCCUCUCGCGGCUACCUGAGGUCAAGGCCAAAAUAACCUCAGUCUUUGGCUCUGUCCUCAAGAUGGACUCCACCAAAAAGGUCACCAAAAAACUGGCCGGCGCUGCUGCCAACACUGCUGGUUGGUGCACUAAUGUUGGCAAUGAGCACGGCCAGGUGUUGGUGUCAGUCCUCACAGCGGCAGAGGGGCAUGGAUUGUGGCCCAUGGCGGUGGGUCUCAUGAAGAGGUACAGGGAGGCGGGAGUGGCACCACCCGCCAUCAUGUAUGUGGACAGAGACUGCUGCAGUCCACAUGCACACAGACAGUCGCAGGUCAGAGCCAUGUUCAUAGAGUGGGAUGAGCUCCAAGUGCGCCUAGACAUUUGGCACUUCAUGCGGCGCUUUGCAGCAGGUGUCAUCACGGAGGCUCAUCAGCUCUACGGCACCUUCAUGGCUCGGCUUUCCAGGUGCAUCUUUGAGCUGGAUCCUGAUGAUGUCGCUGCUCUACGGUUGGCCAAACAGGGGGAGUUACAGGCCAGAGGAGCUGGUCCAGUCUCAGAGAAGGCUCUGGAUAAGCUGAUCACCAGGAAGGAGUUGGCACUGCACUGUCGGAAGCGGACCAGAGGAGUGGAGGAGACCACCUGGAGGAUCAAGGCGCUCAUUGAUGAGAUGGACAGUGAGAAGGGGAGGGACACUCUGGGUGUACCAUUGCUGGACCACGAGCGAAUCCAACAGGUCUGGAUAGAUCAGCAGAGGCACAUCGCCUGUAUUCAGGACCCAGAGGGCUUCCCUCUGUACCAGAAGACAGACACACUGAAGAAGGGUGGUGUGGAGCUCAGCUGCUAUCGCUGUGCUCGUGGCUCCACCUCCUUGGAGUCUUUCCACCUCCAUUUAAAUCGCUUCAUCCCAGGGACCAGUGCCAGUGAUGCGCAUUUCCAGGCCUAUCUCCUGGAAGGCCUGAUGCGCUGGAACCAGGACCGGAUGGAUGAAGCAGUGAGGGGAAAGACUGACCUGAGGAUCUACAGUAGCAUUGAGAGGGAGGCAAUGGACCGGCUCAGCCGCAAAGUGCUGAAGGUGUCCCUGGAUGACCGCUACCAGCCUCCAGGGGCUUACACAGGGGAGCUGCUGGGUAUGGAGUAUCUGUACAGUCAGUCUGGGAAAUCCCUGACUGUUAUGGAUAACCCAGAAGAGGAGGAUCGGCUGGUGGAGCAGAUGACUGAUGAGGUGGUGCAGGACGAAGGCUUUGUUGAGGAGGAACCUGAGGACCUCACAGUGCCAGUACUCUAUGACCUCAUUGAGCCUGUCCCAGUCCACAGCAGCAGCCCCCAGACCUUCAACCCCUGUCCCUCUGCACCAGGACCAUCCUCACUACAUCCACCCACAGGACUGCAGCACCCUGCCCAGCCUCCUCUGCGCCCUGCCCAGCCUCCUCUGCAGUCUCCUCCACGGCCUUCUGUCCAGCCAAGUGCUGCCUCUGCUCCUGCAACAUCAACUGGGUCCAGUGUUGCAGACCAGGCUCCUGCUCCUGUUCUUGGACCCGAUGGCGUUGCAGGCUGGGAUAAGGUGCAGGAUUUGGCUGAGUACCUGGUGUCCCUCCGUCAGGCACUCUACCUGGACGAGCAGCAGGUUACAGAGGUCAUCCGUCUGUGGACUGCUCUUCCUGAUGGGGACAAGAGGAAGAUCCACUAUCAGCCCAGACACCAGCCCAAACUGACCCACGGACGCUUCAAGGCUCCGAAAAACACAGGAGUGACACCGGGUGUGGACAGUGUGAAGAGGUGCCUGAUUGGUCAUCCUGGGGGGCCGGCUCAGUGGCCCAGCACAAGUCGCUUAGUUGAGGGCAUGUGCAUCAAACUGUGUGCACUGCACAAGUCCCCAACUAAGAAGGAUGGAGUCCGUCUUCCUCGUUGGACUAAGGUGCUCGCAGAUUACCACCACAUCCGAGACCUGGUGCUGAACUGCCAAACUCUGAUGGAGGCCACGUCACUUCAGCUGUUUAUGCUGAAUCAGAGGACUCUCACUCAGUGGUUUAAUCGAAGGGAGAACACCCAGGAAGUGACUGUCCUUACCCAGGGCCUUGCUGCAGAAGACCGCAUAGCUGUGGCCAGCUCACAGCUGCCUGCUCCGCGGGAAAAGCUGGAUGAGGCUCCCUCCACAUCAGGGGCCCGGCACGAGUUUGUCCUUCCUCCUAACAGAGCGGGACAGGCUCCUAAGCUACGGCCGGGCAGACGACCUGCCAGUGCUACAAUUGUGCGGCCAAUUAUCCCAGCAGCUUCUACUCCUCCCCCAGUUCCUGUGCCACUGCCCCAGUUCAUUUUAUUGAACACUGCGCCCACACUGCUUGCAGCUGGUGCAGGUGGCGCUUCAGCUGCUCCUCUCCUGGCUCCAACUCCAGUGUUUCCUGACGUGCGAGAGGCUCCUGCUCCCACUGCCGCAGUGUCUGUCUCCCGCUUCACUCAGAGGAACAGACGACGCAGGGCAGAAGAGGAGGCCAGUGGAGCGCAAAAAAGGAAAUAUGUCCGUGAAGUGGCUUUUAACAAAUGCUCUAAGUGUGGCAAGCCCAAAACCAAGGAGUUCGGCCAUAGCCGCUUCGGCAGUGCCACGUUUUGCCCCAGUGUCUCUGGUGGCAAAUCUUUAGAGGAGUGGCUGGUAGAACAGCGCCAGCAGAAAAAACCUGAACAGCCACCUCCAUAAUAAAAAUAAUCUUCCAACACAGAAAAAAGAUAGUUUGUAAAUACCUGUAAAUAAAUAUCUAUGUGUAAAUACGGUUAUGUUCAUUU